CAGGUGCCCCACCCCCGGCGCGUGGGCGUGGCCCAGGCUGUCCCUGCUACACACCCUGUUUCUUGCCCAUCAGACCGCACCAUGGCCAAGCCACAGGAGCUCAGCCGCUCACAGGUGUGCGGGAUGCUACGCCAGGAGCUGUGCCAGGGGCAGGACUUCCACCCCACUGAUGCACAUGUCUUUGUCAUCCUUGGUGCCUCUGGCGACCUGGCCAAGAAAAAGAUUUACCCAACAGUCUGGUGGCUAUUCCGUGACGGACUUCUGCCUGAUGACACCUACGUUGUUGGCUUUGCCCGCUCUCAGCUCACCGUGGCUGACAUCCAGCGUCAGAGCGAGCCCUACCUCAAGGUGGUGCCAGAGGAGCGGGAGAAGCUGGAGGCCUUCUUCGCCCGCAACAGCUAUGUGUCAGGGCGCUACGAUGAGCCCGCAGCCUUUGCCCACCUGGACGCCCACCUGCGCAGCUUGCCCAAGGGCAACCAGGCCAACCGGCUCUUCUACCUGGCCCUGCCCCCCAGCGUCUAUGAGGACGUCACCCACCACAUCAAGGAGGCCUGCAUGGGCCAGGGGAGUUGGACACGGGUAAUUGUGGAGAAGCCAUUCGGCAAAGACCUAGCAAGCUCGGACAAGCUGUCAAACCACAUUGCGGGGCUCUUCCGUGAGGACCAAAUCUACCGCAUCGACCACUAUCUGGGCAAGGAGAUGGUGCAGAAUCUCAUGGUGCUCAGGUUUGGGAACCGGAUCUUCGGGCCCAUCUGGAAUCGGGACAAUGUGGCCUGCGUCAUCCUGACCUUCAAGGAGCCCUUUGGCACAGAGGGCCGUGGCGGCUACUUUGAUGAGUUCGGCAUCAUCCGCGAUGUGAUGCAGAACCACCUGCUGCAGAUGCUCUGCCUUGUGGCCAUGGAAAAACCAGCUUCCACCCACCCUGACGACGUGCGGGAUGAGAAGGUGAAGGUGCUGAAAUGCAUCUCACCAGUGGGGCUGGGUGAUGUGGUGCUGGGCCAGUACAUGGGUGACCCCACAGGGCAGGGUGAGGCAUGCCAGGGUUACCGCGACGACCCCACUGUGCCCCCUGGCUCCAACACUCCCACCUUCGCUGCCGCCACCCUCUAUGUCCACAAUGAGCGCUGGGAUGGGGUGCCAUUUGUGCUGCGCUGCGGGAAGGCAUUGAAUGAGCGCAAGGCUGAGGUGCGGCUGCAGUUCCGGGAUGUCCCAGGUGACAUCUUCCAAAACCAGUGCAAGCGCAAUGAACUGGUGGUGCGGGUGCAGCCCAACGAGGCCGUCUACACCAAGAUGAUGACCAAGAAGCCUGGCAUGUUCUUCAACCCCGAGGAGUCUGAGCUCGAUCUCACUUAUGGCAGUCGCUACAAGGAUGUGAAGCUGCCAGAUGCCUAUGAGCGCCUCAUCCUGGACGUCUUCUGCGGGAACCAGAUGCACUUUGUGCGCAGCGAUGAGCUGCGCGAGGCCUGGCGCAUCUUCACCCCCCUUCUGCACCAGAUCGAGGCUGAGAAGGUCAAGCCCAUCCCCUAUGUCUAUGGCAGCCGGGGCCCCCCCGAAGCAGACGAUCUGCUGAAGAAGGUUGGCUUCCAGUAUGAGGGCACCUACCGCUGGGUGAACCCCCACAAGCUCUGAGCCCUGGCGCCUGCUGCUGUCCACCUCCACCUGUGAUCCCCCGCCCCCAGCUCUGUUUAGCUGUGGUCCCUGAUGGGGGCAGAAGGAUUCCCUCCCCCACUCUAAGACCAGGGCUGGGGAAGGGAGUGUAACUCCUAACCUCUCUGCCAGCUGCUAAGACCAGAUGUGUCACACAUGCACUCCCACCUGCAACCCCCCACCUCCCACACAACCAAACACACCUACACCCUCCUUCCACACACAUAUGCUCCCAUACAUAUACUCUCACACUCAGCAAUACCCACGCUCCCAUACAUAUACUUUCACCCACCCACACCUACACUCUCACUUCCUCCCCACACACAGACACACGCUCCCACAGACACUACCAUUCACCCAGACACGCUUCCCACCCCCACAGCCCCACUCCUACUCCAUGAGACUUUGUGGGGCUGGUGACAGGGACCCCAACCUGUUGGGACUCUGCACUCCACAGCCCCCACCCAUUGCUGCCUGCUUUGCUGGUAACAUUCCAGCCCCGGCCAUGGCACCGGGGCCAGGCACAUGCUGCCGACAUGUUAAUAGAGAUUGUGGCCAUCA
Alligator sinensis (Chinese alligator) is the source of this 2208-nucleotide messenger RNA. It is a transcript of the gene G6PD, whose product is annotated as glucose-6-phosphate dehydrogenase. NCBI's taxonomy places the organism in Eukaryota, Metazoa, Chordata, Crocodylia, Alligatoridae. The transcript is spliced from 12 exons. Gene Ontology annotation, biological process: pentose-phosphate shunt, oxidative branch; glucose metabolic process. Gene Ontology annotation, cellular component: cytosol. Bases 82 to 1629 code for a protein of 515 amino acids. The record is from RefSeq and is a predicted model, not a curated record. Gene Ontology annotation, molecular function: glucose-6-phosphate dehydrogenase activity; NADP binding.